ACUGGACGCUACAAUGAGAAGAUAUCAAAACUGAAACUUUGAGAAGAAGAUUGUAAUGACGCGAAAAAAGGUUGAAUCUCCGCCGCGUGAUCCUAAUGGAAUGUUUUCCGGUAUGGUUGUCUUCUUUGUCGGAACCGGAGUUAUGUCCCUCCGGCUACAGAUAUGGAAGAGGAAAUUGUUGCAAAUGGGGGCUAUGUUUAACGACCAGUUCACUGAAAAUGUAACUCAUGUUUUUGCAAAAGAUGCAAAUUUGCUUCUUGAGAAAUUUGAUAAAGAACUUCUGAUUCGCACCAAAGCUAAAUUUCUCGCGUAUCAGUGGCUAGAGGAUAGCUUAAUACAAGGAGAAAAAGCAUCUGAGGAUCUGUAUGUCUUAUCCCUGCAAUCAGGAGGAGGAGAGUCCCUUAGUCCUAAAGCUGAUAAUGAUGGUCAUUCUGAUAAUGACGGUCAUUCUAGAGUUACACUAAAGAAAAGUCGAAUAUCUGCUGAAGAUGCCAAGAAUUCAUGCCCAAGACACGUGAAUGACAAUAAAGACCGUGUUGAUCCACGAGAUACUAAAAGUGCCUCUUCACUCGCAUCACACUCUUCAAGCCCAGAAGCGACAAGUCCUGAGGCCAUUCAUGCUCUUAAUAAGCCUGUUGGAACAUCAGACUCAUCUUCACUUUAUAAGCCUCCGGAUUUGAACCGAAAUAUCACUCAGAUAUUCGGGAAGCUUCUCAACAUAUAUAGAGCACUGGGUGAUGACCGGAGAUCAUUCAGCUAUUAUAAAGCUAUACCAGUUAUUGAGAAACUGCCAUUCAAAAUUGAGAGUGUGGACCAGGUUAAGCACCUACCUUCUAUUGGAAAGUCAAUGCAAGAUCAUAUUCAGGAGAUAGUGACCACAGGAAAGCUGUCCAAAUUGGAACACUUUGAGAAGGAUGAAAAGGUAAAAACAAUCAGCUUAUUUGGAGAGGUUUGGGGUGUUGGUCCAUCCACUGCCCUAAAACUUUAUGAGAAAGGACACCGAACUCUUGAUGACCUUAGAAAUGAGGAGUCACUGACUCGUUCUCAAAGGAUAGGGUUGAAAUAUUUUGAUGACAUCCAGACCAGGAUUCAACGGCAUGAGGUCAAAGAGAUGGAACGUUUGCUACAGAAAGUUGGAGAAGAAAUUUUGCCUGGUGUGAUUGUUGUGUGUGGAGGAUCAUAUAGACGUGGAAUGGCUUCUUGCGGUGAUAUGGAUAUUGUUAUUACUCAUCCUGAUAGAAAAAGUUUCAUUUCAGAUAUAUACUUGAAAAGCAUGAUAGUUUUGCUUCGUUCUUUCAGUCAUGAAGGCUUUCUUCCUAAGUUUGUAAGACGUCUAAAGGAGAUCGAGUUUUUAAGAGAAGAUUUGGUCUUCACUGUUCAUAGCACAGAGGGUACAGAUUCAGGAGUUGACACAUAUUUUGGUCUCUGCACUUAUCCUGGUCGAGAACUGCGACAUCGUAUUGACUUGAAGGUGUAUCCAAGGGAUAUAUAUGCAUUUGGACUGAUAGCAUGGACGGGAAAUGACGUCUUGAAUAGAAGGCUUAGAUUGUUAGCUGAAUCGAAGGGCUUUCUUUUGGAUGAUACAGGGCUAUAUCCAGCUACUCAUAGUUCUGCUGGAAAACGGACUAAAGGUAGUGCAAGCAUGAAGUUUGAAACUGAGAAGCAAGUGUUCGAAUUCCUUGGAUUUCCCGCGCUGGAACCAAAUGAAAGGAAUUUAUGAGAAUCUUGAACUGUGCCACUUUUUGCUAGCUCUUCGCGGGGACUUAGGACACUGGACUCGAAUCCAAGGGAGAUUCUGUUUUUUGAUCAAGCUGAUGUUUUGACUUCCAUGUCUGUAAUGUAUGGAACAAAAUGUUAUGUGAUUAAAAUAGUUACUAGUAUGUAUAUAGGUGUAUGUAUCAAAGGGCAUGUCUCAAUGUCGAAACACAAUGUGAAGUCCAGUCCCUAUGUUCGUUUUUUGAAAACAAAAGGUUACAAAUGAUAUUUUUGCAAAACCUUGACAAGGGAGUUCAGCAGCAGUACAUGAAGCAACACUAUUUUUUGCACA
Solanum pennellii is the source of this 2047-nucleotide messenger RNA. RefSeq names its product DNA polymerase lambda. The record is from RefSeq and is a predicted model, not a curated record. Lineage: Eukaryota; Viridiplantae; Streptophyta; Magnoliopsida; Solanales; Solanaceae. Gene Ontology annotation, biological process: double-strand break repair via nonhomologous end joining. Gene Ontology annotation, molecular function: DNA binding; DNA-directed DNA polymerase activity. The transcript has 14 exons. Gene Ontology annotation, cellular component: nucleus. The coding region runs from base 56 to 1720 and encodes 554 amino acids.